CAGAAGUCCCAGCUGCAGGAGCAGUUUAUCUGCAGAAGUGCACUUUUACUGAUAGAGCUUGUUUUCGUUUUUUAAAGGCUGUUUUUCCCUGUCUGCCAGUAGAGCACCGUGUUUCCAGGGAUGUAGCGUGGUCAGGUGUUUAUUUGCCUGGCUCGGAAGGGAAGGGACGGCUGCUCCGGGUGUAUUUGCUCUGUGUGGCUCUCCUCUUCCCAUCCGGAAUCUGUAGGAGCUCCAUCAGUUUGCAGUGGGAAUUCUCUCGUGGAAACUAACAGGGAUGCCAAAGGAAAAAUAUGAUCCUCCAGAUCCUCGCAGAAUUUACACCAUCAUGUCAGCAGAAGAGGUAGCCAACGGGAAGAAGUCACACUGGGCUGAGUUGGAAAUCUCAGGCAGAGUGCGGAGCUUAAGUUCGUCGCUCUGGUCGCUGACGCACCUGACGGCUCUGCACCUCAAUGACAACAAUCUUACUCGCAUUCCACCUGAUAUUGCCAAGCUCCACAAUCUGGUUUACCUGGAUCUGUCAUCCAACAAACUCAGAAGUUUACCAGCAGAACUAGGAAACAUGGUGUCUCUCAGGGAAUUGCUUUUAAAUAACAAUCUGUUACGGGUUUUGCCUUAUGAACUUGGACGGCUCUUCCAGCUACAAACCCUGGGUUUGAAAGGCAAUCCUUUAUCCCAAGAUAUUCUCAGCCUCUACCAGGAUCCAGACGGAACCCGAAAGCUACUGAACUACAUGCUUGACAAUCUAGCAGUUCAUCCAGAGCAGCUGCCUCCAAGGCCAUGGAUUACUUUAAAAGAACGAGACCAAAUUCUGCCCUCAGCUUCAUUUACAGUUAUGUGUUACAAUGUGUUGUGUGAUAAAUACGCCACCCGGCAGCUCUAUGGCUACUGCCCAUCCUGGGCACUCAACUGGGAGUACAGGAAAAAGGGAAUCAUGGAAGAAAUAGUCAACUGUGAUGCAGAUAUCAUUAGUCUUCAGGAAGUGGAAACGGAGCAAUACUUCACCCUUUUUCUGCCAGCCUUGAAGGAACGGGGAUACGACGGAUUCUUUUCUCCGAAGUCACGUGCCAAAAUCAUGUCCGAGCAGGAGAAAAAGCAUGUGGAUGGCUGCGCCAUAUUCUUCAAAACUGAAAAGUUCACGCUGGUGCAGAAGCACACGGUGGAGUUCAACCAGGUGGCCAUGGCCAACUCGGAAGGUUCGGAAGCCAUGUUGAACAGAGUGAUGACCAAGGACAACAUCGGAGUCGCCGUGGUGCUGGAGGUGCACAAGGAAUUAUUUGGAGCAAGUAUGAAAUCGCUUCACGUGGACAAGCAGCUGCUCAUCGUGGCCAAUGCCCACAUGCACUGGGACCCCGAAUACUCAGAUGUGAAACUCAUCCAGACCAUGAUGUUUGUCUCGGAACUGAAAAACAUCCUGGAGAAAGCCUCGAGCAGGCCCAGCAGCCCGACAGCAGAUCUGAACUCCAUCCCUCUGGUGCUGUGUGCGGAUCUCAACUCCCUGCCUGAUUCAGGUGUAGUGGAAUACUUAAGCAACGGCAUAGUGGCCGACAACCACAAGGACUUCAAGGAGCUGCGUUACAACGAGUGUCUCAUGAACUUCAGCGGGAACGGGAAGAACGGAGCUUCCGAAGGCAGGAUCACGCACGGCUUCCAGCUCAAGAGCGCCUACGAGAACAACUUGAUGCCUUACACCAAUUACACUUUUGAUUUCAAAGGUGUGAUUGACUACAUUUUCUACUCCAACACCCACAUGAACGUGCUCGGAGUCCUGGGGCCUUUGGACCCUCAGUGGCUGGUGGACAACAACAUCACUGGGUGCCCACACCCCCACAUCCCCUCCGACCACUUCUCCCUGCUCACCCAGCUGGAACUCCACCCUCCGCUCCUGCCUCUCGUCAACGGGGUGCACCUCCCGAGCCGGAGGUAGUGCAGCCCUGCCCCUGGAAGGGCACGGACCUGUUCCCACGGACCUGUACAGUUGUAAAUCCAAGUAUAUAGGAGUGAAGUAUGGCCAACCUUAAGCUGCUGCUUCGAGCUCCUUUCCCUUAUGUGUUUGAUAUGAGAUUUUUGCACAUUUUGGUGCAUAUUGGUAUCAUUUGGCACUAGGGCUGGAACCAAAGUAUUAUUCCCCUUUCCAGGUUUUUAAUUUAAUUUUUUGUUUUGGGUUGUUUGGGGUUUUUUUUUAUUUUAUUUUAAACUGGCUUUUUCUUUUCAGUAGGAAGCUGCACUUCUAAACGGACAAAUGAGAUUAAUAACUUGGCAUUUAACAUAUUUCAAGGUAAUGCUUUUUUCCAGAACGUGGCGAAAUGAGCCAACCUUUUAAGACAAAAAAAAGCAAAACUAGAGAUGCUUGUUUUGUAGGAAGAAUAUUAGAAAUACUGUUUGUUUGAACCCAAAACGGAGACUGAACUCUGCAUCCAACAUAAAAUUUGCACAUUAGUGAAGCACUUGAUACAUGACUAUAAAUGAUUGGCAGCGUGGCCCUGCCCCUUGUCUCACUACUAUCAGAAAACCAAAGAUAGCCAAAUAUCUGUGAUCAAAUUCGAGCUCUAAAUCCUCCUGAUGCCAAUUUAUUUGGGAGCUGUUGUCGGUCAGGGUUGAAUUAAAAAGCUGCUGGUUCCUUCCCAACUGUUAAUGCUCUUUGGAUGUGUUGGAAAUCCUUUUUUCCUUCCUUUUAAUGCUCUGGGUGGCCAGUUCAAAACCUUGUGCCUGAAGAGGCAUUAAACAUGAUGCAAUUUUCUGAAAAAAAAACAAAACAAAACACAAACCUGUUUGGCUGCUUAAUGUUUAAAAAAAAAAAAAAAGGCACAGUGAUAGGAAAAGGUCGUGUCUGUGUUUUUAAGUUUUUCUUUAUUCUGCUUUUUUGCUGCUAUAAGAUUUUCUUGAAUUUCUAUUUGAAACUUUUCAUGCACUUUACUGUUUCUAGUCUCCAAAUGUGAUAUUUUUAAUAAAUGAAAAACAUUUUCCAUGAUGUGAAUGAAAUUUUUAAGCAGAUUGAUAAGCCUAUAUUUAUGUCUCAUUCGUAUACUUUAAAAAAAAAAGUCCAAUUUAAAUUGUGAAAUUAGUUUUCAAUACUAAGGAGCCACCUUCUGUCUUGCAAAACUGCCAAGUCAGGCUGUUUCUCUUUAAUUAAACAUUUCCUUUGUUGUGGAUAUUAUCCAUAGGGGGAAAAAAAGACCCCAAUUGGACUUAGAGGAGAAACUGUUCCCUGACUCUGGUUGGAGGUUGGGGAGGGGGGGUGGGUGGGCCAGAAUGCAAAAAUGGGUUCAACAAAAUGACAACUUUUCCCUUGGAAAAGAAGUGCCUAAAAAAAUGGAGGCAUCAUUAGUGGUCUGUGAUCAAUUGGAAGCAAUGGGAGCUGAGGAAAAUUCCUGUGCGGCACCUGAUUUGUGCAAAAAAAAAAACAAACAACCCCAAAACCAAAAAGCCAAAAAAAAAAAAAAGGCCCUUUACAGAUUGAUUUUCCUCCGGGUGCAGGUAUCUCUGAAUAUACCUCAGCCUUCCCCACCUGGCUAUGGCACAUGGAUUUGUUGAGAGUACUGGAAAGUAGAAUAGCAUGAAAAACUUAAUUCUGUGGACAUUACCUUUCCGUAACCAGCUGCUGUAUGUUUUUUUUUGGGAAGGAGGGGGUUGCUUUUCUCUGGAGGUGUGCACUGACCUGCUCCUCCUGUUCCUCCACGCACGGUAACUCCCAACGUGAGCAGUGUUUCCCACCAUACUUCACUCCCAGUAUUUUUUUGAGCUGUUUGUAUAAAAUGGAAUUUCCAGGUCACCCAUGGUUGUCUAUGAACUGCAGAGGAGUUUAGUAAUAAAAACACAAACCCAA
Molecule: messenger RNA, 3823 nt
Organism: Chiroxiphia lanceolata (lance-tailed manakin)
Lineage: Eukaryota; Metazoa; Chordata; Aves; Passeriformes; Pipridae
Gene: CNOT6L
Product: CCR4-NOT transcription complex subunit 6 like
Exons: 12
Coding region: 275-1924 (549 amino acids)
Biological process (GO): nuclear-transcribed mRNA poly(A) tail shortening
Cellular component (GO): nucleus; cytoplasm; CCR4-NOT complex
Molecular function (GO): poly(A)-specific ribonuclease activity; protein binding
Source: RefSeq, a predicted model, not a curated record